AUGCAUGACGCCUCGUUUCGCGAUGCUGACGGUGCUAUUCUAACGCCAGGCGUCUGGCAGGCUGGGCCCGGCGAAGUCGGCACGGCCGUCAAAACGGCCAUCGCGGCCGGCUACAAGCACAUCGACGGCGCGUGGAUCUAUCGCAACGAAGCCGAGGUCGGGAAGGCGUUGAAGGAGAGCGGCGUGAAGCGGGAGGAUAUCUGGCUCACGAGCAAGCUCUGGAACACGUUCCACGCUCCCGAAGACGUUGAGCCCGCCCUCGACGAGUCUUUGCAGAAGCUCGGCACGGACUACGUCGACCUGUACAUCAUCCAUUGGCCCGUCGCUUUCAAGAAAGGCUCUAACAACGUGCUUGACGAAGCCCUGACUGCCGACCCGUACCCUACCUGGCAAGCCCUAGAAGCCCUGGUCGCCAAGGGCAAGGUCCGCAACAUCGGCGUCUCCAACUUCAACAUCCCGCGCCUCGCCAACCUGACCGCGAACCCGCUCAAGAUCAAACCGGCCGUGAACCAGGUCGAGCUCAACUACUUCAACCCGCAGCCGGAGCUGCUCGAUUGGGCGGCGGAGCACGGGAUCUUGCUCGAGGCAUACUCGCCGCUCGGGAGCUCGAAGCAGGUCGGCGAGACGCUCCGGCUGCCCGUCGUGCAGAAGAUCGCGAAGGAGCUCGGGAUCACGCCCGCGCAGGCGAUCAUCUCGUGGCAUGUUCAGCGCGGGACGGUCGUCUUGCCCAAGUCGGUGACGCCGUCGAGGGUGGAGGAAAACCUCAAGGUCACUGCUCUCCCUGAUGAUCUGUUCGACGAGCUGGAGAAGGCUGCUACUAGUCACAAGCCUCAGCGGGUUGUGAACCCGAGCAAGGGAUGGGGUCUCGACUUCGACGUCUUUGACGACUACCCGUACAAGAAAUGA
This is a messenger RNA of Punctularia strigosozonata HHB-11173 SS5, 906 nucleotides long. RefSeq names its product Aldo/keto reductase. The record is from RefSeq and is a predicted model, not a curated record. The transcript is spliced from 4 exons. Gene Ontology annotation, molecular function: aldose reductase (NADPH) activity. Lineage: Eukaryota; Fungi; Basidiomycota; Agaricomycetes; Corticiales; Punctulariaceae. Gene Ontology annotation, cellular component: cytosol. Bases 1 to 906 code for a protein of 301 amino acids.